Molecule: messenger RNA, 877 nt
Organism: Sebastes umbrosus (honeycomb rockfish)
Lineage: Eukaryota; Metazoa; Chordata; Actinopteri; Perciformes; Sebastidae
Product: lysozyme g-like
Exons: 5
Coding region: 106-774 (222 amino acids)
Biological process (GO): peptidoglycan catabolic process
Molecular function (GO): lysozyme activity
Source: RefSeq, a predicted model, not a curated record
AGGAAGGAAACACCCGUUCAGCGAGUUUGACGAGUUUCAUAACAUGCUUUCUGAAAGUUGCAUUUAUACUUUGCCAAGUUCAGGCGAGGAGCGAGGAGCGAGGAAAUGAGACUUGUUUUUUUGGUUUCGUUUUUCUUUUACUUGGGAUGUACCCACUGUGUUACAGCUCUAGCAUUCCAGUUUCAAAAGACCAUCAGAAGAGCAAACAUGGGUUAUGGAGACAUCAUGAGGGUUGAAACGACUGGCGCUUCGUGGCAAACAGCCCAGCAGGACAAGCUGUCAUCCUCAGGUGUGGCUGCAUCAAACACCAUGGCACAGACUGAUGCAGGCAGAAUGGAAAAGUACAGGUCUAAGAUCAACACAGUGGGAGGAAAAUAUGGAAUCGCUCCAGCUCUCAUUGCUGCCAUCAUCUCCAGAGAGUCCCGGGCUGGAAAUGUGUUAAAUAAUGGCUGGGGAGACGGCGGAAACGCCUGGGGACUGAUGCAGGUUGAUGUUAAUCCAAACGGAGGUGGACACACUAAACGUGGUGGUUGGGACAGUGAGGAACACCUCUGUCAAGGCACCGAGAUCUUGGUUCAUUUUAUCGGACGCAUCCGCAACAAAUUUCCUAGCUGGAGCACGGAGCAGCAGCUGAAAGGAGGGAUAGCAGCCUACAAUAUGGGGGACGGAAAUGUCCGUUCCUAUGAUAACGUGGACGGCGGCACAACCGGUGGAGAUUACUCCAAUGAUGUUGUUGCCAGAGCUCAGUGGUACAAAACCAAUAAAGGCUACUAAAACCUGAAGCUGCAGAAAUCUCCGCAAAAUCUCCUGCAAAUAAUCACUCUGUAAUGUGAGCUCGAUGUUAAAACACAAGCUAAAUAAACAUGAAGCAAAACCA